Molecule: messenger RNA, 2894 nt
Organism: Salmo salar (Atlantic salmon)
Lineage: Eukaryota; Metazoa; Chordata; Actinopteri; Salmoniformes; Salmonidae
Source: RefSeq, a predicted model, not a curated record
CACUGAUCUAACACACUACUGUACACCUCUCAGCUGACAACUCUAUUGUUACAAGGAUGCAGGCAGAGGAAUACAAUCGUAGAGGUAAAGAGAUGGUGGAUUACAUCACUAGGUACCUGACCACCAUCAGAGAGAGGAAGGUGACCCCAGGCCCAGAGGUGAAGCCUGGCUAUAUGAGAGAGCUGCUGCCAGACAGCGCCCCCACUGACCCGGAGGACUGGGACUGUAUCUUCAGGGACAUAGAGAAGGUCAUCAUGCCUGGGGUGGUUCACUGGCAGAGCCCCUACAUGCAUGCGUACUACCCAGCCCUGACCUCCUGGCCCUCCAUGUUAGGAGACAUGCUGGCUGAUGCCAUCAACAACAUCGGAUUCACCUGGGCCUCCAGCCCGGCGUGUACAGAGCUGGAGAUGAACGUGAUGGACUGGUUGUGUAAAGCCCUUGGUCUCCCCACCUCCUUCCUCCAUCACCACCCAGACAGCACCGGAGGAGGAAUACUUCAGAGCACAGUGAGUGAGAGUAGUCUGGUAGCUCUGCUGGCUGCCAGGAAGGCCAGGAUCCAGCAGCAGAAGAGGACAGAUCCAGCAGACAGAGACCUGGACGACUCAGUGGUCAACUCCAGACUGGUGGCCUACGCAUCAGACCAGGCUCACUCCUCAGUGGAGAAGGCAGGUCUGAUCUCCCUGGUGAAGAUCAGGUUCCUCCCUCCAGACGACCACUUCUCCCUGAGAGGAGACACUCUGAAACAGGCCAUCCAGGAGGACAGGAGGAGAGGACUGGUACCUGUCAUGCUGUGUGCCACUCUGGGGACCACGGGGGUGUGUGCCUUCGACGACCUGUUAGAGCUGGGACCAGUGUGUACGUCUGUAUCUCCUACCUCUAAUUAUUAUACACACCCGUAUGACAUACAACACGUACCACACAUAACAUGUAUGACAUAUGACUUUGUAAAAUCUCAGCAUCCUCGGUACGUAGUCAUAAAGCGCCUCAGAGUAACAGCGCUGAUCAUGAAUGGACGGGGGGGGGGACGUUGCUCUGCUCCUAUGAGCCGUUCCUGCUCGCACAAGCCAAGGUUCCCGCAAGGCUACUUUAUACUUACUCUGAGACGCUGUAUGAAUACAGAUAAGGGUCGCAGGUUCAAGUUCCACUCGGACUCCCACCGCCCCCCAGAUUCUCUGCAAAACGUGUUUGUAUUCCUCCCCCUGCCUGGCCUAGGUGCAGAGGAAGGUCUGUGGCUGCAUGUGGAUGCAGCGUACGCCGGCUCAGCGUUCCUCUGCCCUGAGCUGAGAGGACCUCUGGGGGGUAUAGAGUACGCUGACUCCUUCGCAUUCAACCCCUCCAAAUGGAUGAUGGUCCACUUCGACUGCACUGCCUUCUGGGUGAAGGACAAGUACAAGCUCCAACAAACCUUCAGUGUCGACCCUGUCUACCUCAGACACGAAAACUCAGACCAAGCCACCGACUUCAUGCAUUGGCAGAUCCCCCUGAGUCGACGGUUCCGCUCUCUGAAGCUGUGGUUCGUGAUGCGCUCCUUCGGUCUGAAGAACCUUCAGGGACACAUCAGACAUGGUGUAGAGAUGGCUAAGCUACUGGAGUCCCUGGUUAGAUGUGACCCUAACUUUGACAUGCCUGCUGAGAGACACCUUGGCUUGGUGGUCUUCUGUCUCAAGGAAGGGAAUGCUCUGACUCAGGAGUUGCUACGGCGACUGACGCGGUCCGGCACCAUGUACCUUGUCCCCGCCGACAUCGAUAGGAAACGCAUCAUCCGCUUCACCGUGACGUCACAGCUGACCACCUCAGAGGACAUCAUCAGGGACUGGAACAUCAUUCGCAAAAUGGCCGCCGACCUUCUGGCCGAGGAUGCAGAAAAACUGGCAGUCUGUAAAAUGGAGGAGCAGCAUUCUUCAGUCAGAAAAACUGUUGAGAAGCUGUCAGAGACAAACAGUGAUUCGGAGAAUCAGACAACAACAGCCGCAGAGGGCUUGGCUGCCUCUCUCAUGACUAGGAAACCAAAGGAGAUUGAAAAGGCCAUCAGUGACACAGAGGAUGAAACACUGAAAACACCCAAAAAGCAAGAGACCGGCCCAACACAGACCAGCCCCAAGACAGGAUCCAAAGAGCUGGAGGCUGGCCCGACACAGACCAGCCCCAAGACAGGAUCCAAAGAGCUGGAGGCCGGCCAGACACAGACCAGCCCCAAGACAGGAUCCAAAGAGCUAGAAGCCAGCCCCAAGACAGGACUCAGAGAGCUAGUGACCAGCCAGGCCCAGACCAGCCAGGACCCAGAGACAGGAGCCAGAGACGGCCCUGAGGAAAUCCCCUGUACUGCUGCCUUCAGAGUUCAGAGGGUCCAACCACAGCUCCGCUUGGACAGUGAUAAGACUGGAUUUAGACCACAACCACCAUUCUGGAUGGAUAAAGAACAGUUUGGGUCUGAGAACAGGUCGAGGAGGAGAGUACGCUCUCUGAGCUGCAGCAGUGAGCCCUUACCUGGCCCCAUUGGGCCCCUGUUUGGUCAUAACACUGAUCCCCUUUCUAAGCCUCUCUCUAGCUCUGUCACGGACUCACAGCCUGGACAUAAAGACCCAGACCUCAUCCCCCCCCUAAAUGACACCCAGCUCAGGCGUCUCUCCUCAGGCCCAAGCCCCUCAGGCCUCUUUCAGAUCCCAGAGUGGCCUUCUCCAACCAAUUCCAACCAGCUGGGAAAACGGGUCCUGAGAAAGCUCACCAAGUUCUACAGCUUGCCCAGUUUCUGCCACCUGUGGGUGCAGUGUGGGCGCUACCAGGUGUGCUGCCCUGUCAGGGGACUUCAGAUCGCCCCAAAGCUCAGAUCUCCCCAAAUCCCUGGUCCUCCUCUGGGUGUAGGAGACUCAGCUGUUGGUCUUGUUCCUCUGUGA